Molecule: messenger RNA, 1074 nt
Organism: Notodromas monacha
Lineage: Eukaryota; Metazoa; Arthropoda; Ostracoda; Podocopida; Cyprididae
Source: the annotation of a GenBank genome assembly
AUGAUUGUGAUUUUCGGAUCCCUGAAGGGGUUGCUCAAGAUCGAUGAAGUAUGCAUCGAUAACAACAUCUUCCGCCUGCACUACAAGGCUACCAUGAUUUUCCUCAUCGCCUGCUCGCUACUAGUGACUAGCAGGCAGUACAUUGGAGAUCCGAUUGAUUGCAUUGUGGAUGAUGCUGUUCCUGCCAGUGUGAUGGACACGUACUGCUGGAUCCACAGCACUUUCACGAUCCCAAAUCGUCUUGGUGAGAAGGUUGGUGUGAAUGUGCCUCAUCCCGGGGUUGGUCCUGAAGGUGAAGAUGAGAAGAAGUACCACAAGUACUACCAGUGGGUGUGCUUCUUCCUGUUCUUCCAAGCCAUUCUCUUUUACGUUCCCCGCUACCUGUGGAAAACGUGGGAAGGUGGGAAAAUCAAAAUGCUGGUCAUGGAUCUGAACAGUCCAAUUGUUGAGGAAGGGACCAAGGAAUCACGCAAAAAGCUAUUGAUUGAGUAUUUCAAUAACAAUUUGCACAGCCAAAACUUCUACGCACUGCGAUUUUUCCUCUGUGAGGUUCUCAAUUUUGUCAAUGUUAUUGGGCAAAUCUACUUCAUGGACACGUUUUUGGGAGGAGAAUUCACUACUUAUGGUUCAGACGUGCUCAGGUUCCAAGAGCAGGAACCAGAGGAGCGAACGGACCCAAUGUCGAAGGUGUUCCCGAAAGUGACCAAGUGUACCUUCCACACUUAUGGUGUGUCAGGAACUGUGCAAAAAAUUGACGGACUUUGCGUGCUGCCCCUGAACAUUGUCAAUGAGAAGAUCAUGGUGUUCCUGUGGUUCUGGUUCAUCAUCGUUGCUGUGGUUUCUGGACUGGGUCUCUUGUAUCGCAUUGCCAUAGUGUUCACAUCCCAGGUUCGACUGGUGCUUUUGAGAUCCCGAUCAAGGCUCUCUUCGACUGAAGAUAUUGAAUUCAUCAACUCCAAAUGCGAGAUUGGGGACUGGUUUGUUCUCUAUCAGCUUGGCAAGAACAUGGACCCACUGAUCUUCAAAGAGUUCAUUUCUGAUUUGGCGAUGAAGUUGAAUGGAAAAGAACCCUGA